Messenger RNA from Platichthys flesus (European flounder), 5035 nucleotides. RefSeq names its product dystroglycan 1 (gene dag1). The coding region runs from base 760 to 3408 and encodes 882 amino acids. The transcript has 4 exons. Gene Ontology annotation, cellular component: basement membrane; sarcolemma; dystroglycan complex. Gene Ontology annotation, biological process: axon guidance; morphogenesis of an epithelium; nerve development. NCBI's taxonomy places the organism in Eukaryota, Metazoa, Chordata, Actinopteri, Pleuronectiformes, Pleuronectidae. Gene Ontology annotation, molecular function: calcium ion binding; laminin binding. The record is from RefSeq and is a predicted model, not a curated record.
UCCCCAUCCAGCCCGAGCAGCGGACAUUAGACCGGAGGAGCUCAGAGGUGUGUGUCCGCUCAGAGGAGGCUCCAGGUCGGUCAGCAGCAGCAGCCUCCCCGCGGUAGAGACCCUUAUCCCCGCAGAGAGGAACCUGAUUCUCCGUCUCUCUCUGGUUCUUCACCGGUCUUAAGGUUCUCGAUCCACUUUUCUUUUUCCAUCAUUAUUUUUCCACCCUGUGAAUAAUCCUCCAUCUUCCGCGGAGAAAUACAAACUUCAUACGGCACACGGAGCUCCGCAGCCCGGUCACCGGGGAGGACGCAGAUCGGACACCGAGCACCGAGCCCUCGUUUGUCCGCUUGACGCUGCGAGGAAAGCGGAAGGAGGAAAACCGAAGCCUCGCUGUCAGCUCCGGGAGGAAGAGGAGGAUUUAACCGGGAGAGGAUUUAACCACCGGGGGAGAGUUCACGAUCUCCAAGGUGCCACGGGACUCCUGAGCCUCUGAGGCCCGAGACAAAGGCGAGGGGAAGAGGCCGAGUGAAGCCGAGGGACGGGGGGACAGACGAGGACAAAAGAGGAGGAGGAGCAGAAGAAAGAGGGAAGAUUCCUGCUUGGCGCCAGGCCGGGAGGAGAAGAAGAGGAAGGGAAGGAGAUUUGAAAGGAAGGAUUUGCUCUAUCUGUCGGGGGUGCAUGCCCCCCCCUGAGUCCCCCCCCACCACUUGGAUAUCCUCCUCCUUAUUUUGGUUUCUGCGUCAGUGACGGGACGACACCAGGUGAAGAAUGCACAGUGAACUGAAGGGAAGCCUGGACGUGAGGCUCCCCAGGACUAGAGGCCUCCUGCUGGGCCUCCUCCUCGCCCUGCUGGCCUGUCUCCACCCGGCCGUCAGCGCCGAGGUGGAGAUCGACGUGCUGAUGGAGACGGGGGGCCGGGGCGAGCUGGAGGCCUCCAUGCACUCCUCCAUCCUCCGGGACUUCCAGGAGGUGACGGAAGGUAUCCGGGAGAUGGAGGCUGCUGCCAAAGAAACUCAGCAGGACGUGGCCCCGCCCACCGCCUUCCCAGACUCCUCAGUGGUGGUGGGUCGGAUCUUCCAGAUGAAGGUGCCGAACAAGAUGGAGGAUGUUUACCUGGGUGACAUCAUCAAGAUCACUGAACUGGGAAAGGAUUCCCUCCCAGCCUGGCUGCACUGGGACGCCGGCUCCAGGAUCCUGCAGGGGCUUCCUCUGGACGAGGACAAAGGCGUCCAUUACAUCUCCGCGUCCAUCUCCAACCACACAAAGUCCUCGUCUUCCGAGGUGUUCUCCAUCGAGGUUCACCCUGAAGACCACCCGGAUGCAGACGCAGCCCAGCUGUCGUCCAACCAGGCCACGGCUGAGGAGGACGCCCGGCCCUUCGCCUGUGGGAACGAGGAGCCGGUCACGGUGCUGACGGUGAUCCUCGACGCUGAUCUGACCAAGAUGAGCUCAGAGCAGAGGGUGGAGCUGCUGGACGACAUGAGGAGCUUCUCUGGGGUGGGGCUCCAGCACAUGAAGAUCCUGCCCGUGGUCAACAACCGGCUGUUUGACAUGUCUGCGUUCAUGGCCGGGCCGGGGAACGCCAAGAAGGUGGUGGAGAACGGAGCUCUGCUGUCCUGGAAGCUCGGCUGCUCCUUGGACCAGAGCACGGUGCCCAACAUCUACAGUGUCCAGGGCCCGGCCAAGGAGGGCACCAUGUCGGCCCGGCUGGGCUACCCGGUGGUGGGCUGGCACAUCGCCAACAAGAAGCCCCACGUCCCGAAGAGGGUGAGGCGCCAGCUGAACAACACGCCCACGCCGGUCCUGGCUGUGCUCCCCCCCACCACCGUGGUGGAGCCCCCGGUGAGGAUUGUCCCCACCCUCUCCUCCCCCUCUAUCGCUGCACCAACUGAGAGCUCCGCCCCCCCUGUACGAGGCCCCGUCCCCCUUCCGGGCAAACCCACCAUCAGAGUCCGUGACUCCAUCGCCCACACUCCGACCUUGGGACCUCCUCAACCAACGAGGGUGAUGGAGAGCAGCAGCACGAUUCCCAUCCAGCCAACCAUGACCAGGCCCACGUUCGUGGAAGCCACAGCCACACCCCCCACGCCUACCAGAAGACCUACCAAGAAACCUAAGAGGCCUAAAUCCACACCGGUGCCCAGAGAGCCAAAGACCUCGACAGCCAAGCCGGCCGCACGCACCACCCCAGCACCGGGUGUCAUCGUGGAUCCAUCCAAUCACAAGCCGAGCCUGAAGAACCCCCUGGACCAGGUCAAUGCGUUGGUGGGAACCUACUUUGAGGUUAAGAUCCCGCUGGACACGUUCUUCGAUUAUGAGGACGGCACAACCGACAAGCUGCGUCUCACCCUGAGACAGAACCACAACGAGGUGGUGGGCGAAGGCUCCUGGAUCCAGUUCAACACCACCAGCCAGCUGCUCUACGGCCUGCCGGACGCCCCCCAUGUGGGCAAACACGAGUACUUCAUCUAUGCAACGGACAAAGGAGGCCUGAAUGCGAUCGACGCCUUUGAGGUGCGUGUGAACCGCUGGCCCUACAAUGACAAGACCCCGGUGGUCUUCACAGCCCGGUUCGAUGGAGCGCCACAUUCUGUAACGCACGACAUCCACAAGAAGAUCCUCCUGGUGAAGAAGCUGGCCUACGCCCUCGGGGACCGCAACAGCAGCACAGUGAGUCUGCUGAACAUCAGCAAAGGGUCCAUCGUGGUGGAGUGGACCAACACCAGCCUCCCCCAGCAUCCCUGUCCCCGGGAGCAGCUCCUGGUCAUGAGCAGAACACUCGCCAACAGUGAUGGAAGGCCCUCGCAGACCUUCAGGUACGCCAUGGAGCCGGAGUUCAGACCUCUGGAUGUCAACGUCAAAGGAAGAGCAAGCUGCAGGAAGUUCUCCUUCGUGCCACCAGGGGAGGUGGAUCUACCCGAGCCUCCAGCCGUCACCCCGGCUGUGGGGGCCGGCCGUCAGAGCACAGACGACGUCUAUCUCCACACGGUCAUUCCUGCUGUGGUGGUCGCCGCCAUUCUGCUCAUAGCAGGGAUCAUCGCCAUGAUCUGCUACAGGAAGAAGAGGAAGGGCAAGCUGACCAUCGAGGACCAGGCCACCUUCAUCAAGAAAGGCGUGCCCAUUAUCUUUGCGGACGAACUCGACGACUCUAAGCCGCCUCCCUCUUCCAGUAUGCCCCUGAUCCUGCAGGAGGAGAAGCCCCCACUCCCCCCCCCCGAGUACCCCAACAUGGCCACGCCAGAGACCACGCCCCUCAACCAGGAGCUGCUGGGGGAGUACACCGCCCUGCAGGACGACGACCCCAACGCCCCCCCCUACCAGCCACCACCUCCCUUCUCCACUCCCAUGGAGGGCAAGGGCUCCCGGCCCAAGAACAUGACCCCCUACAGAUCCCCCCCGCCCUACGUGCCGCCCUAAGACCAGCUCCCGCCCCCCCCCCUCGCCGGGCGGAGGGAGAGGAUGCCUGAGGAACUGAGACGUUUCCAUUCUGGUGUCUGUCUGGACUUUUACAGGGAGAGAUGACAAGAGGUGCUAAAGUACAAAACAGCUACAAGGGGUUUGGGUUGGGGGGGGGGGGGGUCAGGGUUUUACAGUGGACUCGUGGGACGAUCAGUUGGAGCAGCUGGGAGCGACCAGUGCUCGCCCAGCUGCUCAGUGGCCUGAGACAAACACACUCUGGUCGGCACUGGCUCUCGGGUCGACCAGUUGGUCAGAAGACACUGGGAGACGUGCGCUCCCAGUAUCCCAGCAGCAGCUCACUUUGUUCUUCUGUUCAUUUGGAUACUUACUUUUAUUUUUCAUUUUUGUUUUUCAUCUCUAGCCCGAGAUCAUCAGUUUUUCUUUUUUUGGGGGGGGAUGAAUCAUUUGCCUAACAACUCUUUGGUCCUGGUUUGAAAUAAUCCGAGGAGACGGCGGCCUGGUGGCAGCUCGUACGGACUCGGGUAUCGAACCCCCGGCAGGAGACACGAGAGGACGGGCGGAGUGUGUGCACGUUUGAAUGAGUGUGUGUGUUUAUUCAGAUUCAGAACGGUUUGCCUUUUAACACUAGUUGUCUAUUUCUAUCCUUAUUCACGAUGUCUAGUAAAGAUGAGAAUAACAUGGUAGCCUAAAAAAGAUUUAGAUUUAAAUAUGAAUUUCUUUGUUAUAUUGGUUUUUAAAAUUCACUGUAUAUCUGGAGGAAGUCCUGAGAGCUGGUGCUGUGUGUUGGGUGGCGGAGGAAAGGGAUCGACCUGAGGAGAUUCUUUAUUCCUGUUUAUUGAAACAAUUCAUCGAUAAUUAUAGAUGAAAAAACACCUUUUAAUGGUAAAUUAAUAAUUUAAAGGUAAAUCAGGAUUGAAACGUGGAUGCAGAAUAAAUAACGAAUCAUAUUCAGUGACGUGAACAGAGUCACAGUUAUGAUCUGAACGGGGGGGAGGAGCUCCAGGUUUAUCUUGAUCAAGUGUUAAUUAUUUUUUUAUGAAUGAGGAAGGUUCCUCUUUGUGCCAUGGAGGGAUUGUACAGAUGCUCACGUUUCAAAGGUCAAAGGUCGGAGGCAGAAAGACAGAACCACACAUUUCUAGAAAUUAGCGAUCAAAGAAAAUCUCCCUCUAAUUUUCUUAAUUUAAAUUUUUUACAAAGUUUUUGAUACAGCCUCCAAUUGUUUGAUUAUUGAAAUAAAACCUGAUUAAUGAUUAGUCUUCUGUGAUUUUGUAAAAUCUUAGACUUAUGAACUAUGAUUCAGUUAUGUACACUUUCUUUUCGUCAUGGGUCACAUGAUUCAAGUGUUUUAUUUUAUCGUGUGUGUUUGCAUAUCGAAAUGUAUCUCCCAUUAUACACAGAAGGAAUGACCCAUGUUUUAUGUAAUCACAAAGUUUUAUUUUGAUGUCCUUAUGUUUGCUGAUGAGAUGAAAAUGACCCUUUGCAAUAAUAAUGGGAGUCGGCUCCGCGGCUGGUCGGUGCCAGGGACUCGUGUUUCAUAACCUCGUGGGUUUUGCCGGAUGCCAAGGCUUUUGCUUUUCAAGUGUGCAUUGUCAUAAUAAAACCAACUGGUACGAUAAGAAACUGG